Magnusiomyces paraingens is the source of this 4743-nucleotide messenger RNA. RefSeq lists its product as uncharacterized. The transcript has 2 exons. Gene Ontology annotation, biological process: regulation of transcription by RNA polymerase II. The coding region runs from base 1 to 4743 and encodes 1580 amino acids. Gene Ontology annotation, molecular function: RNA polymerase II cis-regulatory region sequence-specific DNA binding; DNA-binding transcription factor activity, RNA polymerase II-specific; protein binding. The record is from RefSeq and is a predicted model, not a curated record. Lineage: Eukaryota; Fungi; Ascomycota; Dipodascomycetes; Dipodascales; Dipodascaceae.
AUGGCAGAAUCGCCAUUAUUAACAAACAACAAUAACAACAACAAUAACAAUAACAACAGCAAUAAUAAUAAUAACAAUAAACCUUUACAACAUCAACAUCAAAACUUAGAUCUCAUUCAUCAUUCACAAGAUAUCCCUUUAAUACAAAAUCAACAAAUCAUUGGAAAUAAUAAACUUUCACCAUCAUUAUCAUCAUCAUCAUCUUCUUCAUCUUCUUCAUCUUCUGGAUCCAAUACCUCUUCUACAGCUGCUCAAGCUGUCUCUCAAGCUUCUAUAUUCGACGUCGCCGUGUUUGCCGACGCAAUUAAAAGCAUUUCACCUUACCCUAAAAACAAUCAUAUGAGUGACUCUCAAGGCAAUCCUUCUCUUAACCUUAAUCCCGCAUUCCAACAACAACAGCAGCAGCAACAGCAACAGCAACAGCAACGACAACGACAACGACAACAACAUCAACAACUACAACUCUUACAGCAUCAGCAACAACAACAACAGCAGCAACAACAACAAACAGAUCUUUCAAACGAUGAAGUCAACUGCAUCAUUGCAAAUCUUGCACUUCCAGAUCCUAAUGUUCAAGUAGCUCUCGAUUACUCAAAUCAAAGAUCUAAUGGUGAAGUUCAAGCUUAUGCAAAACUUGCUGGUGCUAAUUGGACUUACUAUGUCCGAACACUUCGUGUAGUCAUUGGUCGUCAAUCUUCAGAUGCUGCAGCUGUAGCAGCCGCAGCCGCUGCAGCCGCUGCUGCUUCUUCCGGAUCUACUAACCCCACACUUUCUCAAGAUAAUGAGGUCCACAUUGAUCUCGGGCCUUCCAAAUUCGUUUCAAGAAGGCAUGCAACUAUACAAUAUAACGGAGAGUUUUGGGAAAUUACAGUUUCUGGACGUAAUGGAGUCAAAAUUGACAAGUUUUGUUGUCGAGAUGGCACUGCUCGUUUAUUUUCUGGCAAUGUACUUGAUAUUGGCGGGGUUCAAAUGAUGUUUGUUUUACCUGACUCAAAGCCCCACGUUGCACCAUGCUUCAAGAAAAACAUUCGCGUAAAUCCUUCUCUCAACACCCCUCCACUCUCAAUUCCUACUUCUCAAUACAAUCCGCUAUACACUACUUACAAUCCACCUGCUGCUGCAAUUUUUUCCUCGGGCUCUGGCCAGCCUCAGGUUUUCCAAAAUCCACAACCAUUCCCUCUUCAAUAUCAAUACCAACAAUACCAAUCAAAUGUAUAUAAUAACGCUGAUAGAUCUGGUGCCUCUACAGAUUCUAAUCUUUCUUCUUUGCAACAGCAAUUAAUACCCAACCAGCAUUUUCAAUACCAGCCUCAGCAACAGCCUCAGCAACAGCAGCAACAGCAGCAACCGCAACAACAACAACAACAACAACAACAAGAUUAUUUGACUCAAAAGUAUCCACAGCAAUAUAUGGCAAACUAUGUACCCCCUCAACAACAAUUACAGCAACAGCAACCACAACAACAACCAUCAAUUGCUCAAAUUCAACCAACCCAAUUACCUUCUGCAAUUGAUCCACCUAAAACAACAAAACAAAAGAAACAACCAAAGCAAAAACAAACAAGAUUCAUCAAUACUGACGGUACAAAUAAAACAGUGACUACAAUACCUGCACAAGACUCAUCUACUAUUUUGUUUCGCACCUCUGUUACAUCAGAUACUAACCAGUCUUCUAUAUCCAGUACGGCUGAUUCUCUUAAGAAUGGGUACUCCAUUCUAUCAAAGUCCCAGAUGAGCGUGUUUGGACCUGGAAUUCAUUUUGAUCAGGAUUUGAGCUCUGAUAAUGCUCGUGACAUUAAACCACCUUUUAGUUAUGCAACUAUGAUUUCUCAAGCAAUUCUUUCAACGCCAGAUCAUAUGAUGUCUCUUGCAGAUAUUUACGAGUGGAUCUCAACAAAGUAUGCGUUUUACCGCUUUUCCAAAACAGGCUGGCAAAACUCGAUUCGCCAUAACUUGUCGCUGAGCAAGGCAUUUGAAAAGGUUCCACGGAAAACAAACGAACCAGGCAAAGGCAUGAAGUGGCAGAUUGUACAGUCGCAUAAGGAAGAGUUUUGCCGCAAGGUUCUUCAGGGUGAUAUUAUCAAGGGAAAGUCAAAUAUGGUUAAUAAAAAAUGGAAAAAGACAGUUUUACCAAGAGCAACUGCGGCAUCUACAGAAACUACGGUUGCAACUGUAACUGCCCCAUUAACAACAGCAAAGUCUGAAACAACAACAUCAACAACAACAUCAACAAAAACAUCAUCAUCAUCAUCAUCAUCAUCAUCAUCAAUAACAACAACAACAACAGCAGCAGCAGCAGCAACUUCUAAGAGUGAGCCAUUAUUACCAUCUUCAUCUUCAUCGUCCUCAACAACAACAACAAUCACAGAUAUGCCAUCUUCAGAACCUCUUGUUGUUGAGCGGCCCCCUGAACCAGCACAACGAUCAGAUACUUUACCUACUAGUAAACCUAUGGAAGCACCCAAAUCAGAAACUGAGCUUAAAAAGGAUCUUGCGACUCCUCGCAAGUUUGCAUCUACUGGGUCGUUUACCUCCCCUAGCAUUGGAUACGACCAGUAUGCAUUGUCUUCGAUGAUCAAUGACAUUACAAUUGCAGGUAGUGCCUUGGCAUCAUUGUCAACACCUUCUCCUACUCACCGAUAUGUUUCUUCAAGUUCUAAGAGCAACAGUGCAACCAAAUCUGCGAGUAUUUCUGGAACUACACCGAUUAAUGGAAGCAAAGGUCCACCACCAUCAUAUGGGGCUACUACUGAUCCGAUGCUUUUUGGGUUUGGAAGUCUAGGGUCUUCUACAAUGGGUGUGAGUCGACCUGAAGCGUAUACACCUGAUCGUGGAGGAAAUAGUGUACAUUCUUCACCAAACAAUACUGAAAUAAGCAAUGCACAUCAUCACAUUCGGUCUAAAUCUGCGGGUGGUGGUGUUGGUGGUGGUGGUGGUAAUGGUAAUGGGUCAACCAAGAGUAUGAGCACUGGUAGCUUUGGGUUUGGGUCUGGGACUCAAGCAUCUCCUGGACGAGUUGGCACCCUAUCAUCAUCAUCUUCUGGAGCACAAUUGUUACAGCAAGCAUUACCAUCUCGGCCUGUAACUUCACCAUUAGUUUCUCGAACAAAGGCUGCAAUUCCAAAGAAGAAAAAGAAGAAGAAUAAGAAUAAGAAUGCGGACGAUGAUGAUUUGACAGAUGCAAGUGAUUCGAGUACUUGUAGUAAUAACAGUACAGCUAGUCAAACAAGUGAAAAGGAAGUUUUGGUAGCUGAAAUGAUAAUGGAGCGACCAGAUUCGAGUUCAUCUGAAAAGUCAAGCAGUACUUUAGGAGCAAACCAAAGUGAGCGUACAGGUAGUUCAUCGUCUGGUAGUAGUAAUAUGGUGGUGGCCGUAUUAGGUACUACUAAAUCUGAGGGUACAAUAAUGAAAUCAUCUUCAUCUUCUUCGACUCAUUUUGACGAGGUUGAGACACCUUCUCUGGCCAAUUCUCCGACUAUGGAAUCUGCCAAAUCUACGGAAAUUAGGUUGACUACAGAAACGCCUCUUGCAGAUAAAACUCCUCGAGAUGCUAGUAAGCAACAGGGAGGUGGUGUUGGGCUUGAUGUUCAUCAAUCACCGACUUCGUCUGCAGUAAUGCUUGGAAGUAUUAUUGCAGCUGUUAACCAAACACCUGCGCCGUUACAAUCGACGAGUUUUGAAUUGACUGGUCCAACAUCAGCACAACAAAAACAAUUACCAUCAUCAUUUUUGACACCUGCAUCUCCUGCUCCGUUUUGGCGAGGAACUCUACAGUAUCCUUCAUCAUCUACAAACACGACACCAUUUCGAGAAAGUGGUGGUAAUAAGAGUGAUGGGAACAAUAAUGGGAGUGGAAAUGGGAAUGGAAAUGGGAGUGGAAAUAGGAAUGGGAGUGGUGGUGGAGAAGAAAGUCCACAGAGUGGAGGAGGACAAAACAGAGGGAUUGGGGAUUUAAAUGAGGGGAGGAAGAAUUUAAUGAUGGCGACUGGAGUAGCACAGAUGAUAAAGUUGGGAUCUCGAGUAUUGGGGACGGGUCAGCAUCAGCAUCAGCAGCAACAACCACAACCACAACCACAACAACGACAACAACAACAACAACAACAACAACAACAACAACAACAACAACAGAAGCAGCAACAGCAACAGCAGCAACAGCAACAACAACAACAACGACAAUCGACUGCAGGAACAGAAGAUACACCUGAACGGUUAAAAAUUAUAAGGCCAUGCAAGGUUAUUGAAACUCCGACUGUUGCUAAGCGAAGCAGUAGUACGAAUGAGGCAGUGAUUGCCAAAAAGACUAUGGUGAUGGGAGUAAAAGUUGGUAGUAGUGUUAAGUUAGGAGAAAAAAAGCAUGAUAAUGAUAAUGAAGAUGAAGAUGAUGAUGAUGAAGAAGAAGAAGGUGAUCAUGGGAAAGAUGAUGCAUAUCAUGAGUCGCCUACAAAGAAGAGUAAUAGUGUUGUUGUUGUUGUUGUUGAGAGUACUAGUACUAGUAGUAGUAGUAUGGGAGGGAAGAAUGUUGUACCUUCUGGAGGGUCUAGUGAAGGAAAUUCAAAUGGAGGAAGUGGAAUUAAUAACAAGCUUGGACGCCGGCCUGCAGGAUCAGAUGAAGAUGAAGAUGGAGAAGAAGGAGAAGGAGAAGGAGAAGGAGAAGGAAAAGAUUCUGGUGUUGUUGAUGUUGUUGGUGGUAGGCUUAGUUUGGAUAGUGGACGGGCUGUAAAGCGAGCAAAAGUUGGUGAAUGA